AUGUCCACCGUGUUUACUUCCCCUGUUGCUGCUGGCAACGAGGGAAACCCCUGGAGAUUUUCACCCUGCUCCAUCAAGUCCAUCAAGGCAUUCCUGGAUGAGGUCACAUGUACUCUUCCAGAACAUACUUCCAGGAUUCAUCAACUUCCAAUGCCCAGUGAGAGCAACAGAGCGGGACAAGUUCUCUUCAGAAACGCACAGUGCGUCCUGGCGUUUCAGGACUCUAGAAGUUCAUUUUGUCAAUCAAUACAAAUGCAGAACGGUGGACUCAACAGUUUGUGUGGUGGCAUGUACUGCAGCAUUCCUGGUGACUGGAUGGGAGCUUGUCAAACUGUAGUUCCUCAGGAGUUUACUCCGUGCGGGACCGGCAAG
This is a messenger RNA of Candidula unifasciata, 372 nucleotides long. The record is from the annotation of a GenBank genome assembly. NCBI's taxonomy places the organism in Eukaryota, Metazoa, Mollusca, Gastropoda, Stylommatophora, Geomitridae.